Hyposmocoma kahamanoa is the source of this 2897-nucleotide messenger RNA. RefSeq lists its product as uncharacterized. Lineage: Eukaryota; Metazoa; Arthropoda; Insecta; Lepidoptera; Cosmopterigidae. Gene Ontology annotation, molecular function: peptidase inhibitor activity. The record is from RefSeq and is a predicted model, not a curated record. The coding region runs from base 291 to 2579 and encodes 762 amino acids. The transcript has 4 exons.
UUUUUUAAUCUUCGUUUUUUUACAUUUUAAUUUGCUGAACAGGUGCGUGCGUGCCGCAUUCUCAAUUUCUUGUGGCUGGAAAAAUUUGCAAGUGCAAUAACUUAGGGCAUUGGAACGAAACGGAUUGCCUCGCCGUCGGUCGGAAGAACAAUUGCCAUGCAGGAGAGGUCAUCCGGCAAGGCUGUAAAGAGUGCAUUUGCCAAUCAAACGGCCAAUUCAAUUGCACUAGAAGCAAUUGUACUGAUGUGAGCUCCUCCGCUGUGAAAGCUGUCCAAAGACUACACACAGUGAUGCCAUGGUGCAAUCCUUUCAGAUCUUACUACAUCAACUGCAACAUUUGUGUAUGCCCACCGUCAGGUAGAGCGGCGCAGGCACACUGUGCUACAGAUGUCUCUUGCUCGCUACAUAGAGAACCACGAGUAUCCGAUUUUUCUACAUCAAGAAACAUUUGCAUUCCCAAAGUCAUGUACCUUUUCCCUUGUCUUCAUUGCCUAUGCACUGAUGAAGGGUUUUUUGUUCUAGAAAAAUGCUUUGAAACUUGCUUAGCGAAGCCAUCCAUAGAAUCAUCGCGCAGAUGUAUACCGAAAACAUUUUACAGACAAGAUUGCAAUGUUUGCAAGUGCCCAGAUAAUAGUAUACCAGAUAACUCUUUCUGCACAAAAUCAGUAUGUAACCAAACUAUAGUGCUGAGUACUUUAAGCGAUUUAAGGGGCACAUCACAGCAAUGUCUCUCACAUCGGUUUACGAAUCCCAGAUGUUAUUAUUGUGAAUGUAGUGCUGAAGGAACUAUAAAUGAAACGGCGUGUCUGGAACAUGAUUGCUUCAAAAUUAACGAAUACAAGUAUGAUGUUGCCAAAGACACAUGCAUUCCCGGAGAAAUAGUCCCUAAGUGUACUGAAUGCUUAUGCCUACGCAACGGAGUCACCUCACAUGACUAUUGUUCGUCAACUUGCACAUAUCAAAGUAAACUAAAUGUCUUAGAAAAGAUUGUGGAUGUAGAAAAAGAGCAAGAUAUUAUAGACAAAAAAGGAAUUACGAGGAGUUCAGGAGACGAUAUAUGCGAUCCUAAUUCAAUUUACACGGAUUUGGGACGGUACUGUUUAUGUCCUGAAAAUGGUAAUACAAAUUUUAAUUUGUGUACUUCUGCUGAUGAUUCUGUUAUAUCAGGAACUACUGCUCCAAGUGUUAAAGUUAAUAUAAACUUCAACGCGACCUGUGAACCGAACACUUUUAUUGACUUUGAUUGUAACACUUGUUUCUGCUCCAAAAAAGGAAAGAUUGAUCCGAAGUGGUGUACGUAUGACGACUGUGAAUCUAAAAAAAUGAUAAUGAAGUCGCAUGAAACUCAAAAUAUUAUGGCUCCUGAUAUAGAUAUGAACGACACAUGUACAUCUGGAUCGAUUUCACAAGUUGAUUGUAAUUUCUGUAUUUGUCCCGAAAGUGGAUACAUGGAAAAGAAAGUCUGUACAAAAAACGAUUGUUCAUCCUUAGGCAAAACUAUUAAUAGUGAUAGAUUUGUUUGCGAACCAUUAGCUUAUUACGAAGUCGAUUGUAAUAUAUGUUAUUGUCCUCGCGAUGGAUUGAAAAAUGUGGCUAGAUGUACAAAAAAUCAUUGUGAGAAAAGUUUUCUUCGAUCAGACGUUUGCGUUCCUGGCCAAUUGUUCAGUGAAGAGUGUAAUGUCUGCGUAUGCCCACCUAAUGGCAAUAAAGCGGAGAGAGCUUGCACGAAUAAUACUUGCGCCGACAGCGCGCCUUGGAAGAAAAUAUUUCAGUUAUCACAAAGUCUGAUUAGCAAUCAAAUUCCCGAAGAUGCGACACGCAAUUUGGAUCUCUGUUUUCCUGGUGAAGAGUUCCAGGUUGGAUGCAAGCUUUGUUCUUGUCCAGAUAUGGGUUUGAGAUCAUAUGCGACGUGUUCUUCUAUGCUAUGUGAUGACGAUGAUGAAAAGAAACAAACGAAACUGGUUGGGCCACCACCUCCGUCAUCUCCGCCAUCGCCUCGACUUCCGCUUCCGACUCCGACUCUAGACAAGCGCAAUAGAAAAUCAGAACCAAAUAGUGCAGACGAGGCAGACACUGGCGAUAUGGGAGGACAAAAUGUUACUAUAACUAGACGAAAAGAGUUUUGUUACACGUACAACAUAUCCAAUUCUGAUGGAAAGAAAUGUUCUCCAGGGUCUUCUUAUAUCCUAUUGUGUAAACAAUGCAUUUGUCCGUAUAUGGGGGACCUCAGCGAAUUUUGCAGACCGUUACCACGUGAUUUCUACUGUGAACAGCCAUUUGAAAAUCAAUAUUACUUACCUGUGGCACGAACGAUGGACGAUAAUUCGACAACUGAAGUUACUCCCGACAACGCAACAAUUACAGCUGGAACUACAUCGGAACCAAAAAUUGUAAUACCCAAAGAUUUCCAGCACAAUCACACUAUAUACAAAUGCACUAAACCAGGUAAGCUUCUGGAUAAAUGUUUCAUGUGCGAAUGUGAUGACUCAGGUUCGGUUAUCGAGGAACAUUGUUUUAAAAGUAGUGCUGAUAACUGCAAGGAUGUUAAGCCUACGUUUCUUAACUCCACAAUAAUUUAGAAGCCCGAAAACUUGACUUUAAAAGAAAACUUGCUCAUGAUCUCAGCUUUAACCUGAUACCCGUUUUCAAAUAUAAGUUUAGGGAGGCUUAUCAAGUUGUGCCCAGAACUGAACUGAACUUCUACAUCAAUCGUUCGUCGUUAAGGAGAUGAUAAGCAAGGUAAAAAGAAAAAUAUAUAACUGAAUAAAGAUUGGAAGAAGAUAAAAUUUCCCCAAUACCAUAUUAAAAGAUUUUGGAAUAACACAGGAGAAACUUUUCUUUUAAAGUUCAGAAUACAAUAUCAUUAUCAUUAAUGUAAACUGUAAAAACAAUAAACG